Molecule: messenger RNA, 3300 nt
Organism: Athalia rosae (coleseed sawfly)
Lineage: Eukaryota; Metazoa; Arthropoda; Insecta; Hymenoptera; Athaliidae
Gene: Ciz1
Product: zinc finger CCCH domain-containing protein 13
Exons: 12
Coding region: 172-2754 (860 amino acids)
Cellular component (GO): nucleus
Source: RefSeq, a predicted model, not a curated record
CUUCUUGGCGUAGCCAUUUUACGUCUAUCGUUGGCGCAGAAUAAUUUCUUAUCAAUAGUUAUUAGGUACAUGAAUUAAGAGUUUGUAGUUUUAUACAGAUCAAUCCGUGCCAGAGUUCAAGAUAUCCUAAAUUACUCGACUCUUUCGUGACAUCGUCAGUUAGCUGUAAUCAUGAGUUAUGGGUACAACAAAUACAGCUCAAGUAUGAGCUCUAGGGGAAGAGGCUUUAGUUCACGUGGUGGCAGUUCUUAUCGAGGACGUGGAGGUGGAGGGGAAUGGAGUGGAGGUUCAACCACGACAAUGGGAAGCCGAGGUGGUGGAGGUUAUUCUGCGUCUCGUGGAAGGUUCAAUUAUUCCACACCGAGCUAUGAUUCGCGCUCAAAAUAUACCUCAGGAGGAGGUUCUGAGCGUUAUUCAAGUCGUGGAGGAAGAGGUGACAAUUCCAAUUCUUACAAGCGUAGCAGCAGGGAUUCAUAUUCUGGUCGAGAUGAACACAGAUCCUCGAGUGAAUCAGCCCGCAAAAGAUUGAGAACUGACUCUUACCAGGGAGGUGGUAGCGGUAGCAGUUCCCAGAGGUAUUCUUCGUCGUACGGUGGCUCGUCCGCUGCCCCAAGUUAUGAUGACAACAAGAGAUCCUCGUCGUCAAGUGUUUACGACGACAGCAACAAGAGACCAAGCGAGCGACCUUCCACUUAUCACCGAUCCGAAGAUCGCCACUCAGCCUCGCGGGGGUACGCGCCUCCUCCACCCACUCGUAAGAGCCAGAUGCCACCCCCUUCAGUACCAAGAUACACAACGCCAAGUCGUGGUCGAAUAUCACAUCAGACCGGCAGCUACAGGGGACGCAUUUCGACUCGGGGUGGCAGAGGAUUUCAACGUCUCAGUUCUCGAUCCGAUGCGGUCUCGGCUCGCAAACGUACCCUGCAUUAUCUUGACUACCGUCGCAAGUUGAUGACGUCGAGGUCUCGAGACUACAUUCAACGGGUUCGUGUUGCCUCGACCAAGAUACGAAGGAGUAGCGGUACUACUAGGAUUGCGGGAGGUAAAAAGGAUUCGUCGGUCAGCUCCAGCGUUAAGGACAAGGACAGAGAAAUGGCCAAAGUUAUCAAUGCUGCAUUUUCUGACGACGAUGAGGACGAAGAUGAUAAGAACAACUGGGACGACGAUGAAAAGAAUCCAGAGCAUGACGAGGAAGAAGAUGAGGAAAAGAAGAAAAAAGAGGAGAAGAGAAAGAAAGAAAAACAGGAGAGGGAUCGAGAGAGACCAGAUACCGAAGACGAAGAUAAAGAAGAUAGGGAAAAGGAGGAAGAAGAUGACGAAAAGCAUCGGCAGGAGGAGCCAGACGAAGCGGAGGACGAAGAAAUAGAUGAGGAAGACAAAGAGGCGCACGCUCGAGGGGCUGCGACAGAUGAAGCAGUCCGACGUGCCGAUGGAAGGCGGUUCAUCAAGCUGAACUGUCCGCACUGCGCACACCGCAGUGUUACUUUUAAGGAAUAUUCACUUCACCUCUACUCCGGGCGACAUAACGCUGCGAUGAGACGCGUCGCUGCCAGACACAAGGCAACGCUUGCGCGUAUGCGAGUCAUUCAACGAAGAGAUCAAAGAAAUGUGGAGGCAAGGGAUGCGCAGCGUGGCACCUUACCCUCGAGGACGAUGUUCUGUCCCAUCUGCAAGCUGAAUUAUCGAUCCCUCAAAGCUGUUCAUCAGCUUUCAGAAUCUCAUCGUCAAAUGAAACGAUUCCUGACACCGUUCUGCCGAGUCUGUAAGAUCCAAUUCCGAUCACCUAUGCUUUAUGAAAGUCACGUAUGCACCCUGGAUCACAUCAAGCGGAAAAGCGCUUUAGAAGAUAGAAUAGGCAAUGGGGCAGUCGACGGUGCAGAGGGAGAGGCGGAAUCCAGCGGUCCUGACGACGACGACAAGGAAGUUAACUUGGAUAAUUUCAUGACGCUGGAUUCGGUGGGCGAUGUGGACGCCGAAGAGAACGAGGAGACGGCCGAAAAGAAGAAAAAAGAAAAACCGGAUGGCGAGACGCCGGUAGAAGGCGAAAAGAAAGCCAAGAACAAGCAGAUGAUCAAAGUCGGAGCGGAAUACAUAAAACGUGUCGAAGUUCAAUUCUGUGAAUUGUGCAAAGUGCACUUACCACGUAGCGACAACCUGGAGCAAGCUGUCGCUCUACAUUGCUCGACUCGCAGUCACUUAAAGCGGUACGUUCGCGAUAACGACGACAAGGCGUUACGGCGUCAGGCGGAGCGUAUUCACCUUCAAACUUCCUCUGUUAAUGUCAGUUUAACUUCGAACACGACGACAGCCACGGAAGGGGUAAAAACUGAACUUGCCAGUCCUCCGGCCCCAACGGUCACCAGUGCUAAUACAACAGCUACCACUAGUGUAACAGGUUCUGAGGGGGUGAAAACCGAUCACAGGAGUUCUACGGAGGGCGAAAAAGCAGUUAAAGCCGUUGGAAAGAACGCAGCAGGUGAGGAAGACGACGAAGAUGAUUACCGAGGUGACAGUACAGACAAAAUUUGGGAUGACGUUGAUAAAGAUUUAGGUGAUAUUUUGCAAGAGGUGGAACCAAGCGCUAAAUCGAGCGACGACGAAGACUCUCGUUACGACCGGUUCCGCAAUUCUGAAAAGAAGCUGCACAACAAAGAGAAGGAAAGGGAAAGAGAAGCCAAUGAGAAAGAAGGCGAGGAUAAAGACGGCAUUAAAAAAACUGAUGUGAAGGUAAAAAGUGAAAAAUCAGAAAAAUAAUGACAAGUCAAUAACUUGUAUCCGCCUAUCCAACUGAUGUCAAUAUUGGAGUAUGCGAUCCCAAAGCUGAUCGAGCAUAUUCACGAAGACAAGCCCUACAAGGUGAUGGGUCAUCCGAAAUCGAUGCAUAGAGUUGUUUCUACGACGUUUCUUAUGAGGUAUCUAAGAUUAGUUAUAGCAAAAGUACAGGAUUAUCAUUGGUUAAACCAUCGACUGCUCAAAAGAUCCUAUCUGGUAUUAGCCUCUAGUGUUAGGUAUGGAAAAUGUCUGAAAAUCGCCAAGUUUUUGCGUUAUCGAUAAAUUGUGUAUCACACUUAUUUUCCCUUUAGUUCUUAAGACUCAUUUCCAUACAUCCGUAGACGAUACUAACUUUAUACGAUCUAAAAAAUAAAUCAGGUAAAAAGAAUCCUGAGCCACCAUGUCCAUUGAAAAAAAUAAAAUCCAUUUUACUGUCAGACAGAGCCACCGCAAAGCAGAGUACAUAUGUAGACCUAAUAUAAGCAAUCAAGUACGUUAAUUACGAUCAAUAAAAUAUUAAUAUCAUAA